Messenger RNA from Mobula hypostoma (lesser devil ray), 5614 nucleotides. Its product is annotated as protocadherin-8-like. Gene Ontology annotation, molecular function: calcium ion binding. The transcript has 4 exons. Bases 488 to 3388 code for a protein of 966 amino acids. Lineage: Eukaryota; Metazoa; Chordata; Chondrichthyes; Myliobatiformes; Myliobatidae. The record is from RefSeq and is a predicted model, not a curated record. Gene Ontology annotation, cellular component: plasma membrane. Gene Ontology annotation, biological process: homophilic cell-cell adhesion.
UUAUAUAUGAACUCAGUUACAGACUUUGAGUCAGUAUAUGAUUUAUUGUCUCGACAAACUAGAGUUAGGCACUAUUAAGUGUACGUAGUUGCAUAUAUUGAUGAAUUAUUCAAAAGUACCAGUUAUUCUAAAAUGCUACGAGUACUUCAGUUAAUGAGGGAUGACAAGGGCACAAUUAUUAAUAACAAUACUUCUUUUUCCCGGCUUCUAACGUCUCCGGGAUGGAUUUUCAGAAGUUUAGCACUGCAAGCCUGGGACACUUUGUCCCAUCCCGCAAAAUACGAUUGGCUGCCAAGUAUCCAAUUUACAUAAACGUAACAAUAAAAUGGCCCAAAAGAAACGAGGUUUGAAUACUUUCAAGAUUUGGCUAGUGUAGGCAAGUGUAGUCAGAAUUUGAGCUGAGAGAGCAUUCGCGGUAACCCACUACGGAAAAGGCCGAUCUUUCAAACGGAUUCUCGUUCAAAAGUGGACAGAAUAACCUGGGCCAAUGAUGACCAGUAAAAUAGGCAAAAAUACAUUUACUGCUCCAUUCCCCGGACACCCUUGCCGCCGCCGCCUCCUCCUCCUCCUCCUCGUACUUUUAACCACCCCGAGAGCCGACGGCUUAACAGCCAAGUACUCCAUCUCCGAGGAGGAGCCGCCCGGCACCGUGGUCGGAAACCUGGCGGCAGACCUGCAGCUGGAAGCGGCGGGCAGCUUCCGCCUGAUGCAGAAGUCCAACUGGUCUCUAGUGGAAGUCGGCGAGAACGACGGGCAGCUGACGGUCGGGGGCCGCAUCGACCGGGAGCAACUGUGCCGCCAGCAGUCGGGAGCCGAGCCGUGCCUGUUGCUCUUCGACGUGGUGAACUUGUCCGGGGACAAGUUCGUGCUGAUUCGCGUCGAGCUGCGAGUGCGGGACAUCAAUGACCACGCCCCCGUGUUCGGGCGCUCGGAGCUGCGGGUGGAAAUCAGCGAGAGCUCGGCGCCGGGCACUCGCGUCCCGUUAGAGGCGGCUCUCGACGCCGACGUGGGCGCCAACUCGCUGCAACAGUACCGGCUGUCGCCGAGCCGCCCUUUCGCGCUGGAGCUGCGCAGCGGCGCCGACGGACUCGCUCACGCCGAGCUGGUGCUGGUCGAGGCGCUGGACCGCGAGAGCCAGGCGGAGUUCGUGCUGCAGCUGGAGGCCGCGGACGGCGGCGACCCGCCGCGGACCGGGGCGGCCCGGCUCCGGGUCCAGGUGCUCGACUCGAAUGACAACAGCCCGGCUUUCCAGCGUAGCUCGUUCACGGUGGAGCUGCGGGAAGACGCGCCGCCCGGCUCGUCGCUGCUCCAGCUGGAGGCUGCCGACCCCGACCUGGGCCUCAACGGCGAGGUGGUCUACAGCUUCAGCCCGCAGCUGCCCGCUCCCAUCCGCCGCCUCUUCAGCCUCGACGCGCAGACGGGCUGGCUAAGCCUGGCCGGGCCGCUGGACCGAGAGAGCAGGGCGAGCUUCCGGCUGGAGGUGCGCGCCCACGACCGCGGGGUCCCGCCAAGCGCCGCCACCGGCUGCACCGUCACCGUGCGCGUCCUCGACGUCAACGACAACGCGCCCGAGAUCGGCAUCGCGCCGCUGGCCCCAGGCGGCGGUGGCAGCCUGGCCCACAUCAGCGAGGCGGCGGCGCCGGGCAGUCUGGUGGCGCUGGUCAGCACCUCGGACAGGGACUCGGGAGCCAACGGCCGCGUCUCCUGCUCGCUCUCCGGACACGAGCACUUCGAGCUGCGGCCGGCCUACGGCUCCAGCCACAUGGUGGUGACGGCGGCGCCGCUUGACCGUGAGCGGGCCGCCCAGUACAACCUGACGCUGCUGGCCGAGGACCUGGGCGCCGACCCGCGCCGCACGGUGCGCACCCUGACCGUGCGCCUGACCGACGAGAACGACAACGCGCCCGCCUUCUCCCGCCGCCUCUACCGAGUCUCUGUGCUGGAGAACAACCAGGCCGGCACCUACCUGACCACCGUGGUGGCCCGCGACCCCGACCUGGCCGACAAUGGCCGGGUCACCUACCGCUUGCUGGGACCCGGCUCGGCCCUGGCCUCGGUAGACCCGGCCACCGGCGCCAUCUACGCGCUGCGCUCCUUCGACCGCGAGUCGCUGCCCGAGGCCCAGCUCUUGCUGCAGGCCACCGACGGCGGUUCUCCGCCGCUCAGCAGCUCGGCCACCGUCCUCCUCACCGUGGCCGAUCGCAACGACAACGCGCCGGUCAUCACGCACCCGCCGCCGGGCAACGGCUCCUGCUGCGUCAUCACGCUCCCUCGCGACGGCGGCGCCGGUUACCUGGCAACGCGCGUGCGGGCCCGGGACGCCGAUGAAGGGGCGAACGCGAAGCUGAGCUUCCGGCUGCUGAGCGGCUCCCAGGCCGGGCUCUUCACCAUCGACAGCGGCACCGGCGAAAUCAAGCUGGGCCGCCGGCCGCUCGGGCUCGGGCCCGAGGCCCUGCGGCUCGUCGUGGCUGUCAGUGACAGUGGCUGGCCCGCCCUGUCCGCCACCGCCACUCUGCAGUUGGUGGUGGCGGCGGCCGAAGCUGCCGGGGGCAACGCGCCGCUGCGGCCGGAGAAGCGGAGCUGGGACACAUCGUUAGUGGUCAUCGUGGUGCUGGCGGGCGGCUGCGCGGCCCUACUCAUGGCCAUUGUUCUAAUCGCCACGGCCUGUGGGAGAGUCAGCAAGCCGGUGGAGUGGGAGGAAGCCCAGCUACCGAAGGGCAGGUUCGCAGUGAGGAUCGGCGCCUCCGGAGAUGGCCGAUAUGAUGGUACCACGGCACCGGAGCUCGCCGGAGGCGGAGUGAAGGUGUUUCCGACCGUGGGGAGUCACACAACCACCAAGCCGCAGCAUUUCUCUCCCACCUCUGGGUUUGGCCAAACACUUCAUCCCGUCGCAAUCUGGCAAGGCAAACAGUUUGCUUUCAGUAAAAGCGAACUUGCAAAUCAAACUCAGGACAGAUUCAGUGGAAAAGACAGUGGGAAAGGAGACAGUGACUUCAAUGAUAGUGACUCUGAUAUCAGCGGUAUCGGCCUAAGCAAAAGCAAUGCACCUAGUCAGAAGCAAAAUGCAGGUUUACCGUCCUGCACCAGUGAAUGCAAGCUCCUCGGCCACUCGGAUCGCUGCUGGAGUCCAUCUUCUCAAGGGCCAAAGUCUUAUUCAUCCACAGGCACAGCUGAACACCUCAACACUUUUGGGAAAAGCACUUCAGUCCCGCGUGAACACCUCCGAAAAGACACUUACUACCAAGCACUUUUACCAAAAACAGCAGGCCUGCAAAGUGUGUAUCAGAAGGUUACCUGCAAUGAAUCAGAAACUGUAACAUCUGUUAUUGUACCACAAUUUCAUACUGUGGGAUUAAACAGUCACAGCUCAAGAUUAAUACCUCACUGAUCAAUAUAACACUGAGCAUAUUCCACACGCUUUUAAAAUUAUUGAAUUUGUGCAAUAUAUUGAUAGUAUACAUAAUAUAAGUGUUAUUUUAUAAUUAUACAAACUAAUUGAUUCUAUGUUUUUUGUAUAAGUUUGUAUAAAUACAAAACAUAAAAAUGAAUGUAAAUGUAAGUUAAUGCUACUUUAUAUAUAUUUUUUAAAGUUCCCUAUUGUCUGGAACAUAGUUGUUAAUUCCACCUUGUAUGAAAUGUAGUUGCUAAAUUAUUGGAUUAGCAGCCAGAGUUCGGAACCAUUAAUCCAGAUGCAUGGACUUGAAUCGCCCAUGGCAACUAGGAAUUUAAAUUCAGGCUAUUAAAUGAAUUUGGAAUUAAAUGCUAGUCUCAGAAAAGGUAACUGAAGCUACUGGAUUGUCUGUCAUUGAAAUCCAGCUGGUUCAGUAAAGACAUUUAGAGAAGGAAAUAUGUAAUUCUGACCCAAUAUAGCCCAUGCAGUAUUUAAGAUUGUGUUUGACUUUUAAAUACCUCUUUAGGAUGGGGGCAAUUAGGAGUGAAUAAUAAAUGCUGGUAUGGAUCCAACAAAUAAAUAUAAAUGAAUUAUGUUUUGACUUUUUUUGUGUUAAUAGUGCAGAAUGUACAGAUUUUUAAAUAAUUCAUACAAACAUGUUAAUAAAAUUUGGAAGCUGUUUAUAUACACUGCAGUGAAUGUAUUAUGAAGCUACAUUUGUAUAUAUAGUGGCAGUACAUCAAUUUCUACAGCAAGUCUGGAUCUUAAAUGUCAUGAAAUUACCUGAAGUUAACUUCAAAGAACAAUAGAAAUGUUAAGGAUAUAUACUAUAAUUCAUCCAUAAAUCAAGUAUAAUGGAUAGAUGUAUGAGGUUUUGUUGUAAAAAGCAACUUUUAGGACAGUAUUUUAUUAAAGUUGGAAACUUAAAGAUUUUAAUAAAGAACAAACCAGAUCAAUAGCUGAAAACUCAAGUGCUAGUUUCUUAUUGUGGGAGGAUUGAAGUUCAAAUGACCAAUAUAUGCCCAGGUAAUCUGAACCUGAAGAAUUAGUUUCUUCAACGCUUGAUUAGAUCUAACAGGAACCCAAUGAAUAUUGGUCAUGGUCUGGUUGAGUAUCCAGACUCCAAGUACUGGGUUUUAUGAGCAGCUGUCAUGAUCCUUAAGCCUAAAGGCUUACAUAACCAUUCACAACUUCGCGUCCCACUGGACUUGGGUGUGUUAGCUCCAAUUCUGAAUUUAACUCACCUCUGCAUUCUGUGCAUGUGCGGUUAUUCUUGUCAUUCUCCACUACUCCACCACCCAGCUGUAAUUCUCCAUAGAAUCAGUACAAGCAAAACAAUCACUUUGCUAUUUUCCAAGAUCUAAAAUGAACGCCAUUUUUGCUUGAGCUGGACAACAAUGACAGAAAUCCUUCCCAAAGAUACAUUACAGAACAAAAAUUUCAAGCUGCAUGUGAUUUGAACUGAGCAUUUUAAAAUGUUACAAUCCAGAUCCCUUAAAUUAUUUAUUUAGUAAUAAAUCCACUAUGUUGAUAUAUAUAUAAUGUGAUGAGUCCUGUAUACAUUCUGGGAGAAGAAGUUGUGGUGGAGGAGUACAAAUACUUGGUGUUCACCUCAACAACAGACUUGACUGGAAAGCCAACACCAAGGCUGUUUACAAAAAAAGAGGAUGAGCAGACUAUUUUCUAAAGAAGCUGGGAUCCUUCAAUGCAUGCUGCAGGAUGCUGGAGACCUUUUACCAGUCUGUUGUAGCAAGUGCAGUCUUUGCAGCUUUAUGCUGGGGAGCAGCAUUGGUGCUGGUGUUGCAUAAAGACUAAAUAAACCCAUCAAAAAGGCUGGACUGUCCUUGACUACAACCCAGACUCUUCUGAGUUAGUGGUGGAGAGGAGGUCACUAAACAAUCUAUUAUCCAUUAUGGACAAUCAGGCACAUCUUCUCCAUGAUCUACUGAAUAAGCAGUGGAGCACCCUUUCACCCUUUCGGCUCUGCUAUCACAAGGAUCGUUACAGAAAAUCUUCCCUAGCAAAUGUAAUAAGCAUAUACAACAGUUCAUCUCUGCAUGACAGGAGAAUACACACUGUAGUACAAUAGUCUGUUUUAUUAUUUUGUAUAUUAUUGCAGAUUGGUAAAUUAUUAUUAUUCUGUACUUUAUUAUUAGUUAAGUCUGCACACUGCUAAGUGUGUUUUUAAAUUUACUGCUGUAAUGAAAUAACUUCCCACCCGGA